AGCAAUCUUCAGAAUCCAACUACUAGAUGCUGGAAUCAUAAUGAGCUUCAAGAGACACUACUGUCAUCUUCAUAUUCACAUGUAAAAAAGGGUGAACAUGCUAAUGGACUAAAAAUAGAUAUAUUGCAAGCUAUAUGUUUUAUCAUUCAAGGCUGGGAUGAAGUCGCUGCUAAAACAAUUCAUAAUGUUUAUCAGACUAUGGAUCUGGCACUUGAUGAUCUUACCAAUACACUUGAAGACCUCUGUAUUCACUUUGAUAACCCAAUGCCAGUUGAAGAGUUUCUUUCUAUCUCUGCAGAAGAUGUUGUUUACGAAAUUCCCAUGAAUGACCAAGUUAUUGAAGAACUUAUAAAAACUUUCAAGCCAGUCGAUUUAGCUUGUGAUGAUUCAGGAGAUGAUGACAGCAUUGAAAUCCCUUUAAUUAGCAUCGAUACGGUGAUUACAAGCUUGGAGACUGUGUCUAUGUUUUUGCUUCAACAAGAUGAAGCAAAUGA
Cetraspora pellucida is the source of this 494-nucleotide messenger RNA. The record is from the annotation of a GenBank genome assembly. NCBI's taxonomy places the organism in Eukaryota, Fungi, Glomeromycota, Glomeromycetes, Diversisporales, Gigasporaceae.